Messenger RNA from Poecilia latipinna (sailfin molly), 1273 nucleotides. RefSeq names its product uridine-cytidine kinase 1 (gene uck1). The transcript is spliced from 7 exons. The coding region runs from base 129 to 956 and encodes 275 amino acids. Lineage: Eukaryota; Metazoa; Chordata; Actinopteri; Cyprinodontiformes; Poeciliidae. Gene Ontology annotation, molecular function: kinase activity; ATP binding. The record is from RefSeq and is a predicted model, not a curated record.
AGUGACCCAGAUAGCUUCAGUUCUCGCGAGAAUGACAGUAGUUUCCGCCGUAGCUGUUUGCAGGCCGUUAGCUGUCGGACACGCUGCCAAAUUUCGUUUCUGCUGCCUUUAUUGUUGAACUGACUGCAAUGGAAGAACUUGGAGUCACAGACGAGGCAGAAAAGCCCAGACAUCGACCUUUCUUAAUCGGUGUUAGCGGAGGCACGGCCAGCGGAAAGUCUACAGUUUGCGCCAAGAUCAUGGAGCUUCUGGGGCAGCACAAGGUGGACCACCGCCAGAGAAAGGUGGCCAUCAUCAGCCAGGACUGUUUCUACAACGUGCUGACUCCAGAUCAGAAGGCUAAAGCCCUUAAAGGACAAUACAACUUUGAUCACCCAGAGGCAUUCGACAACGAGUUUAUGUACAAAACCUUGAAGGACAUUGCAGAGGGGAGGCCGGUCGAGGUGCCAACAUACGACUUCAUCACCCAUUCCAGGUUGGAAGACAGGAUCACGGUUUACCCAGCGGAUGUCGUCCUCUUUGAAGGGAUCCUCGUUUUCUACCCCCAGAAAGUGCGCGAGAUGUUCCACAUGAAGCUCUUCGUGGACACGGAUUCAGAUGUCAGGUUGUCUCGAAGAGUGCUGAGAGACAUGAACCGAGGGAGGGACCUGGAGCAGAUUCUGAAUCAGUACACAACAUUUGUAAAGCCUGCGUUUGAGGAGUUUUGCCUGCCUACUAAAAAGUAUGCAGAUGUCAUCAUUCCGAGAGGGGUUGACAAUAUGGUGGCCAUCAACCUGAUUGUGCAGCACAUCCAGGAUAUUCUGAAUGGUGACAUUUGCAAGUGGCAGCGGGGAAACAUCAACAGCCAUGGCCGAGCCUGCAAAAGGCUGAUCUCGGAGCAGAGCGACCUGCAGAACGGAUCCACCAACCCUCCAAUUAAGAGGGUCCUGCUGGAGCCUAGUAGUCGGCCCCACUGAAACGGAGAGGAUGUAUGUGUGUGUUGUGGGUGUAUGAGUGAACGGGAACAGUUAGGUCCAGACCGUGGAGCUGCAGCGUGAACUGAUGUUACUUUGCCAGAAUGUUACACAUUCUGCAGUUUAGGGUAAUGUCAGUUAUUCAGUGUUACAAGUUGUAGUUAUUAACAGGGUUCCUGCACUGUACGGAAGUAACCAGUGUUCCCAAAGGCUUUGUUUGUUUAGAUUUUUAAAAUGGGUAAAUAAGCAGUUACUAACCCAGGUCCUAUGAUUAUUAAUAAGAACAUGUUUUCUUUGAGUCGUGCUUUUGCACUUUUAAA